Molecule: messenger RNA, 2373 nt
Organism: Cyphellophora attinorum
Lineage: Eukaryota; Fungi; Ascomycota; Eurotiomycetes; Chaetothyriales; Cyphellophoraceae
Product: Aminopeptidase M1-A
Exons: 4
Coding region: 1-2373 (790 amino acids)
Biological process (GO): proteolysis; peptide catabolic process
Cellular component (GO): cytoplasm
Molecular function (GO): metalloaminopeptidase activity; zinc ion binding; peptide binding
Source: RefSeq, a predicted model, not a curated record
AUGCUUCUGGACUCGCAGUAUCUCACGUCUGCUGCAUCCAGUCGGACACAGUCAUACGUCAGUGGCUGUGAGGCUACUUCUGAGGGCCAUGAUAGCCCAGAUGUCGCCGUCUACGAUUUGUCCCAAACUCUGCAACCAGGCCCCGUGCAGAUCAACAUCGAGUACGAAGGCGAUAUCGGCAAUGGCAUGAGCGGCUUCUUCAGAGCCAAGUAUAAGAGCGAGGACGGCGACGAUGUCUUCCUACUCACCACUCAAUUUGAGCCAUGCUACGCACGCACUGCUUUCCCAUGUUUCGAUGAACCAAACUUCAAAGCAACUUUUGACCUACAAUUGGAGGUCCCCACUUACUUUACGGCUCUCAGCAAUAUGCCUGUGAAGACAGUCACCAACGUGCCUUCGGAUCAUACGCUGCAACGCGUGCUAUUCGAGCGCAGCCCUAAAAUGAGUACGUACCUCCUCGCCUGGGCCAUAGGAGAUCUUGAAUACAUCGAAUCAAAGACGGAGCAGCAUCAUGGUGGUAGCCCAGUCACCGUUCGUGUCUACACUCCUAUCGGUAUGCUUCGCUCGGCCCACUUCGCACUCGAUGUCGCCUGUAAAGUCCUGGAUCUGUACAAGAAGCUUUUCAAAAUUGACUAUCCUCUUCCCAAGUGUGACCAUCUGGUCGUGCCCGAAUUUGUGUGUGGGGCGAUGGAGAAUUGGGGUCUCAUCACGUAUAAACCUACAAAGAUCCUUUUUGACUCUAGCGCAUCCUCGCACCGUGUCAAGUCGAAAGCAGCCUAUGUGAUAGCGCACGAGCUAGGUCAUCAGUGGUUCGGCAACCUGGUCACGAUGAACGACUGGUCAGAAUUAUGGCUGAAUGAGGGUUUCGCAACUUGGGCCGGAUACAUGGCGGUCGAUGAGCUCUUUCCAGAGUGGGACAUCUGGAGCCAAUAUGUUGCAGAAACAGUUGAUGAUACACUCAAGAUCGACAGCUACCCACCACUCAUGCCAUUAAAUCGGAACUAUCUCAGAGAGAACUCAUACGACAAUGCUAGCUCACAGGAUCUAUGGCGCGCAAUGAGUAUGUCUGCAGGCCAGGAUGUUGGAUUGUUGAUGCACAGCUGGAUAUAUUCUCCGUCAUUCCCUGUUGUGACAGUUUCUUCUGAGGCGGAAAGCACGUUUCUGAGGCAGACUAGCAUGCUCGCCUUGUCCGAAAGCGAAGGCCGGGGGAAGUUCGCAGGCUUCCAGUCCUGCUCAAACCAGUGGAAUACGCCAUUGGGCCGCUGCCGUCCUGAUGGCGACGAACUGAUGCUCGUCGGUAAUGAACAACUUGAAAUGCCAGAGACAAUUCUUUCUAUCGUUAACAAAGGUCAUAGCGGCAGCUAUACCGUGGCAUACGACAGUGAAGCUCUGCUUUCUAUACUCAGGCACCAACCUGGAUUAUCCUCAGCAGACUUGGCCGGCUUGGUGGCAGAUAUGAGCACUCUGGUGUUGGUAGGUAAGAAGAGCGCUGGUGAUCUCCUCGAACUCAUUUUGCGUCUCAAAAAUCAUACAGACGUCUAUCUCUGGCUGUCAAUCACUCGAGCACUGGAAAAUCUCCACAACAUAUUCUCAGAUGAGGUUGCAUCAAGCCAAUUGCUGCAACACUUCACCGGUGUACUGUUGCGCUCCAUGCAGUCCCACCACGAGCAACUAUCCAAAGACUCCGAUCCGCGAUCAUCCUACAAGAAAGAUGAAAUGGAGAAGAAUGUGUAUCGUCUGGCUGUUCUGGCGUCCGACACCGAGCUACUCAGCCAAGCGCGGACGAUGUUCCGGGAUGCCCCUUCGUUGAAGGAGCUUAAACCUCACCUCCGCUCAGCCAUUUUAUCUGCAUCUGUGAACGGGCCGGACCCGUCUGUAUUCGCCCGUAUCCUCGACUCCUUCGACGCCGAGCAGUCAAUAGAGAUACAAGAAGACCUGCUCACAGCCCUUGCUGCCACCACGCAUCCAGACCUCGCCACGCGACUUCUUGACCUGGCCUUCUGCGACGACAGCAUCAUCGACCUCCAACAUCUACACAUCCUCGGCGGAUCCCUGGGCAAGAAUCGCAAUUGCCGAAGACUUCAGUGGGAGUACAUCAAGCGACAUUGGGACCGGGUUUCGCAACGACUGAACGAGAAUGGCACGGUUCGCGCGUGGUUCCUUGAGGCGAGUCUGAGCCAUUUCGCAGACACGGCUCUUGCUGAGGACAUCGAGCAGUUCUUCGCUGCUCGUAGUGGUGCGGAGUUGGUGAAGCCGGCAGGUUAUAUCAUUGCGAACAUUCGAAGAAAUGCGCGGUGCAGGGAACGGUCGCGGGCGGAGCUGCGCUGGUUCGUCGAAAAUGAGCUGGGCAAAGAGUUGCAAGCAAAAGUCUGA